Molecule: messenger RNA, 893 nt
Organism: Pseudonaja textilis
Lineage: Eukaryota; Metazoa; Chordata; Lepidosauria; Squamata; Elapidae
Source: RefSeq, a predicted model, not a curated record
UCUCCCGCAGCGGCCCCUUUAAAAAGUAGAACCAAGGCCUCCUUAGGCCCGACUCGGAUGCGUCUCCAUAGUAACGGCCGCUCGGGCUCAACGCGCCUGCUCCGUCCCCCGUCUCGCGCGCUCAGCCUGCCGGGAGCGGUAGUUUCGAGUCCCUCCACCACCACCCGCGGGAGCCUCUCGUGCGUCUUUCGGGAGAACUGGGGCGCUGCCCUUUUCCCUUUCGCUCGGCGCCAGCGGUUUUUGCGACCGGGCUGCCGUAAAGCGCGUCCCGCCGUCCUCCCUUCCCCCCCGCGUUUCCCCAAUCCGCGCCGUUUCCUUUCCGGCGAGGCGGGCAGACGAGAAGGAAGGGCCGGAGAGGCCUUGCGUGGAAGCGCGCGAGGAGGGACGACGCGGGAGGACCCCCCGCCCCCACCCGCCCCAGCCCCCCUCUCGCUCCGCCCGGCUUCGCGGGGAGCGGCGCCCCGUCGCCCCAGGAUGUUCAAGAAAUUUGAUGAAAAGGAGAACGUAUCAAACUGUAUCCAGUUGAAAACGUCGGUUAUUAAAGGCAUUAAAAACCAACUGAUAGAUCAGUUCCCGGGUAUUGAACCAUGGCUAAAUCAAAUUAUGCCAAAGAAAGAUCCUGUUAAGAUAGUACGAUGUCAUGAACAUAUAGAAAUUCUCACAGUAAAUGGUGAACUGCUGUUCUUCAGACAAAGGGAGGGGCCUUUUUAUCCCACACUGAGGUUACUACAUAAAUGUAAGUAUUUUGGCGGAAAAAGGGUUAUUGGACUGGAGAGAAAUCAAGAUUGGCAACUUUUGAGACAUAAGCAUACUUGUUUUAAAUUUGUUUGCUGAAAUUAACAGGCGUUGAGUAGAAAAAUAGAACUGGACAGCUUGUGUAAUACAGAACGUGC